Messenger RNA from Onthophagus taurus, 2491 nucleotides. RefSeq names its product EEIG family member 2. The record is from RefSeq and is a predicted model, not a curated record. Lineage: Eukaryota; Metazoa; Arthropoda; Insecta; Coleoptera; Scarabaeidae.
UCAGUACGGUACAAGUAAAAUGGCUGUCGUGUUGUGUUCUGUGUCCUCCGCGUAAAUCGACCGAAAACUUCUUACUAAAUCGUUACUUCUAUAAAAGUUUAAAGAAAUUCAUUUCAUUACUUAGUUAUGCCAUAAUUUUGUCUAUAUGACAAACGGAAGGGGCGCCGGAAUGGCGUCUUUUAUGAGUAAAAAGAAAAAAUACAAGUUUCAAGUGGACGUCGUCAUCGAGGAUCUUCUUGAAGUUCCGUUUGUUUCUGCCGUUUUAUUCGCCAAGCUCCGUUUAUUGGAUGGGGGGAGCUUUCAAGAUCACAGUACAAGGCAAGAAGUGAAAGAUCACGCCGUGAAAUGGGGUUCGAAAUUUUCGUUUCCUUGUAAAAUGUUUGCGAAUGCUUCGACGUGUGUUUUGGAACGUUGCAUUUUACGAAUUUCCGUCCGGAAGGAAUGUAAAGGAGGCAGGUCCUUCACAAAGUUGGGUUUCGUCGACAUUAAUCUUGCCGAGUAUGCGGGAGCUGGGGAGAUUUCGAAAAAGGCUCUUUUGGAAGGUUACGAUGCGCGACAUCGACAAGAUAAUAGCAUGUUGAAGUUUUCGAUUAAAAUGCAUAUGCUCUCCGGCGAUAUUCUCUUUAAAGUGCCAUCUCCAGCGCCUAAACACAAACAAAUUGGAAAUGAAGAUAAUAAUGCGGAUACGAGGACUUUAGAUGACUUUUCUAGUAGUUCUUUAGGUGGUUCUACAGCAAGUGGAAGUUCUGGUUUUGGUAGUUUACCUAAAAAACGUCCACAAUUAUUAAAUUCAGAUUUAGUUAAAGGACCUAGUUUAAUAGAAAAUAACGUCCCCAUAACGAUUUCAACGGAAGAAUCGUCGGCUCAAAUUAACCAAGAUCAACAAGAUGAAGGGCAUUGUGAACAGGGGCACUCAAGAAACUCAUCGAAUACGAGUCAAAUGUCGAAAGCUUCGGGUUAUAGUAGUAUUCACUCACAUUCUCAUAGUAGACAGAGUAGUUCCGGGGAUUCAGGACAUAUACGGAAACCAAUACGGAUCACAACAACUUGUUAUAUCCCAACAACUCAUCCUGAAGUACCAUCACCUUUAAACACCCCCGAAAAAUUACCCCAUCAAAAAACGUUCUCUCCCAACGGAUUAAACCGUUCUAAUUUAUCAACGUAUGCGACACCAAAAAAUUAUCAAUCGCAACUGAGUCAAUUAAGCACCGAUAACAGUGACGAUUAUCGUACCCCCGACGACACCCUCGAUUCGAAUUGGUUAGAAAACAGUUUCGAUUUGCAAAAAAGCUUCUCUUUAGAUCCGGUCAAAUUCGAGAAAAUGUACAAUCGCAAAAGCGACGGCGACAAAACGAACCUAAACGAUUCGGGCGUUUUGCGUUCCGCGAGCGAAGUCCAAAUUUCGCGAAACAGGAAUGUGGUGAAGAUCGAGAAUUUCGUUGAAAAAUCCGAUAAUUUAUUUUCACUUUUAACCCCGAUUCAAAAACGUAAAAAGUUAUCUCUUCAUCAACAACAACAACAACAACAAAACGGCGUUUUUCAUUCGACACCGAAAUCCGGUGAAUUUAAAGUUCCUAAAGCACCUUCGCCACCGAGGUAUCCGGGGUUAUUACAAAAUAAUCGCACCUCUUCCUUAAAUUCCUUAAGGUUUGGUAACCAGACGGAAAAUUGGAGUUGUAAUGGUCAAGGAAUGAAAAGAGGUAUGUCGCAUCGAAAACUGUUAGAUGGACAACAAGGCCCCAAAUUGGCUCCGGUUAUAACAAGUCCGGACGAUCAACUUCCUGCAAUUACCUCAGAAUGCGCUCAAACCUCGUCUACAGUUCGUCGAACGAGCGUCACAGCAAAUCCAAGUUCAAGUAGUUUGGUUUUGUCGGAAACUGGCUCAUUAGAUCGUGCUAAAGCGGCUUUAGAGAAACGUAAAAAAGUCGGUCAAAGCCAAGAAGAAAAUGUUCAAACGACCGGGAGAGUCGAAGAAACCAGGGUGAACCCGAAUCAUUUAAUAGAAGAAUUACUAAAAAGUACCAACUUAGAACCAACGGAUGAUUCGGCAGAAAAUUCUGGUUUACAACUUUUCAUAGCCAAAGAUGGUACAGCUUCCUUAGGAAACCACGAGGUGAAAUCACAAAUGUCGACUGGACAUCAUUUUAAACAGGUGGUGAUGGAAGAUAAAAGGUAGCAGGAGUAAAAUGAGAUCAAAAUUUUGAAAGGAAGGUGAUGAUUUCGUUUAUUUAUUCAUUUAUUAAUGUAAGAAUUAAAAAUUUAAAACACUUUGCCCAGUAUUAAAGAUGAAAAAAAUAAUAAUCGUUGAAAUUGGAGUUUUUUUUGAUUAAAUAUAAUUUCCAAUGUGAUACGAACAUUUUAAUUUAAUCUUUUUUAUUUUGUUUUGAUGAGAGGCCAAAAACAGUUAGGCGACAAUAUUUAUUUGUAAAUUAUUUAAAAAAGUGUAAAAAGGUUUUUUUUUAUUUAAGAUGUGAAGAGAAGUAAGUUUAUA